Gekko japonicus is the source of this 1801-nucleotide messenger RNA. It is a transcript of the gene CDK4, whose product is annotated as cyclin-dependent kinase 4. The transcript is spliced from 8 exons. The record is from RefSeq and is a predicted model, not a curated record. Gene Ontology annotation, cellular component: cyclin-dependent protein kinase holoenzyme complex; cytoplasm; nucleus. NCBI's taxonomy places the organism in Eukaryota, Metazoa, Chordata, Lepidosauria, Squamata, Gekkonidae. Bases 158 to 1069 code for a protein of 303 amino acids. Gene Ontology annotation, molecular function: cyclin binding; cyclin-dependent protein serine/threonine kinase activity; ATP binding. Gene Ontology annotation, biological process: regulation of G2/M transition of mitotic cell cycle; regulation of gene expression; signal transduction.
UCUAGCUGCGCCCGUCUCGGUGGUUUCGCGGGUCUUCCCGCCACGCCCCCGUUCCCCCCCUCGCUCGCUGGCUGCUGUGCCUGGGCAGCCCCCCUUCAGUACAACUGUUGCUGCUGCUGGGCCUUUGUGGCCUCUUGGUAGGAGGGGGGCUGCCAGGAUGGCCAUGGGGGUCCAGGACCAGUAUGAGCCAGUGGCAGAGAUCGGCAUUGGGGCUUAUGGCACCGUCUUCAAGGCCCGAGACCUGCAGAGCGGCAAGUUUGUGGCCCUCAAGAAUGUUCGGGUCCAAAGCAACGAGAACGGGCUGCCGCUGUCGACUGUGCGUGAGGUGGCCCUGCUGAAACGGCUGGAGAACUUUGACCAUCCCAACAUUGUGCGGCUAAUGGACGUUUGCACGACAACACGGACUGAACGUGAAACCAAAGUAACGCUGGUGUUUGAGCAUGUGGAUCAGGACCUGAGAGCGUACCUGGAUAAAACGCCUCCGCCUGGCCUACCAGCAGAGGCAAUAAAGGACAUGAUGCAUCAGUUUUUGAGUGGCUUGGAGUUCUUGCAUGCAAACUGCAUUGUUCAUCGUGACCUCAAGCCUGAGAAUAUUCUGGUAACCAGUUCUGGUCAAGUCAAGUUGGCUGACUUUGGCCUGGCUCGUAUCUACAGCUGCCAGAUGGCUCUGACACCACUGGUAGUUACCCUCUGGUACCGUGCACCAGAAGUGCUGCUCCAGUCAACUUACGGGAGUCCUGUGGACAUGUGGAGCGUUGGCUGCAUCUUUGCGGAGAUGUUUCGAAGGAAGCCUCUCUUCUGUGGCAACUCCGAAGCCGACCAGCUGGGCAAGAUUUUUGAUCUGAUUGGGCUCCCAUCUGAGGAAGACUGGCCACUGGACGUGUCUCUGCCACGCUGCGCCUUUGCCGCCCGCCUCCCACAACCUGUUGAGAAAUUUGUACCGGAAAUUGAGCUCCUGGGAGCCCAGCUGCUUUUGGAAAUGCUGACCUUCAACCCUUACAAGCGUAUCUCUGCCUUCCAAGCACUGCAUCAUGAAUACUUUCAAGACAAAAGGGCUGUGGAUGGGUAGCAUCCAUGCAGACUUAUGGGAGAGGGGAAAGACUGUACAGAAGACUUGUGUGCAUAUAGGUGUGUGAGGAUAAUAUUGUACCACACUAAGGGGUUCUUGUCUCCAAGUUUCCUGGCUGUGCUGGGAAUUAAGGGUGGGCAGGAAGCGAGUGUUGCCGGCACGCAUUUAAGGAAAAGUGCGUGUUGCGGGAAGUGCAAUGUUCUAAAUCCGUCCCACCUGAGAAAUGGUGGGAUUCUCGUAAUAUCUCUGUGCCGCCCACACCAUACACAUUUCAUGUACCUGGGUAGAUACCCCCAGGCGUUCUUGAGGGCCCCGUUUGUUUAUAGUAGGGCCCAGUUUGAGGCAUCCUCACUCACGUCGUCUGUGGAUUCUUUGCCAAAGGUAUCGCCAAUGCCUUUUUUUUUCCAUAGAAAACUUAUAACAGUUUACACAAUAAUGUUGCUGCCUUUUCCACAUUCCUGUGGCUGACAGUUGGACACUCAAAACCCUGCCUUAACUUGUUACGGAGCUCCAUGGAAAUGGGAGCAAGAGGAUAUUUUUGUACCAAUAUUCACAAUUUUUUAAGAAAUUGUCUUCAAGAGCCAAGACCAGUCAAGGACAUUCCUGUAUCAAUGUGUGUCUUGGCAUAGUGAUUAACGACCUCUGUUUUUGAUUCUAGUCAAUCUUUUUUUUUUUUAAAGAAAUGCUUCUAAAAAUGAUGAUCUUCAAUAAAAUGAUAUGGAUUAGGGGGGC